Styela clava is the source of this 1299-nucleotide messenger RNA. Its product is annotated as beta-1,4-galactosyltransferase 4-like. NCBI's taxonomy places the organism in Eukaryota, Metazoa, Chordata, Ascidiacea, Stolidobranchia, Styelidae. Gene Ontology annotation, molecular function: galactosyltransferase activity. Gene Ontology annotation, biological process: carbohydrate metabolic process. Gene Ontology annotation, cellular component: Golgi apparatus. The record is from RefSeq and is a predicted model, not a curated record.
AUGAAUUAUACGAAAGUAGGGCUCACUAUAGUUGCUAUUCUGGACGUAGUUGUUGUUUUAGUGUUGUAUUAUACUACGUUAACAACGGUCAGUGUGUAUGAUUAUACAAAGGAUACAAAAGUGGAAUUCGAUUCAUUAUAUUUUUCAAAUGUAACGGAGGAAAAUCAUUCUAUUGAACCUAAUAAUUUAUUUGAGACCUCAAAGUUUCUGGGAGAUAUUAGCAGAAAUGCUACAGUUUCAACGCAUUCAACACUUCCAAUUCCAAAACAAAAAUAUGUAUUGGACCAAUUUAUUGGAAACACGAACUAUUCUAUCAGUGGAUAUAACGGAUCAAGAGUAUACAAUACAAGUAAAUACAACAAUGAUACAGGAAAAUUUUGCAUGGAAAAGCCACCUCGUCUAGUUGGAAAAAUGGCUAUUCCAAAUAACAUUCUUCCUCCAUCGUGGGAAGAAAUUCGAAAGCAAAAUUUGAAUAUACGGGGCGGAAGUUAUAUGCCUGAAAACUGUAAAGCGAGAUAUAAAAUAGCUAUAAUAAUAGCCUUACGAGGCAGGGAGGACCAAUUGAAAAUUCUCCUCUAUCAUUUGCAUCCGAUUUUACAAAGACAGCAAGUCGAUUAUACUAUAUACACUAUCACUAUGGCCGGAAAAGGCGUUUUCAACAGAGCUAAACUUAUGAAUGUGGGAUUCGCGGAAGCAAAUAGAGACCGACGAUACGAUUGCUAUAUAUUCCAUGACGUGGAUUUACUAUUGGAAGACGAUAAUUGUUUAUAUUGGUGUUCGAAAGAGCCAAGAGAACUCGCUCCCUACAUGGAUAAAUUUGGGUAUAAACCCUUGUCUUACUCACUCGGUUGCCGUUCAAGUAAUGCGCCACGGAUAAACAAGUACUUUGGCGGAGUCGUUCAGGUUUCGCACGAACUUUUCCUUGAAGUGAAUGGUUUUUCUAACAUAUUUUGGGGUUGGGGAGGUGAGGAUGAUGAUAUGUAUUCAAGAUUGUGGAGUAAAGGUCAUGACAGCGUUAAUCCAUAUGGAAGGCAAUGUUCCUAUAGUAUGAUAAAGCAUGAGCACGAAUCGACCAAUAGUGUCAACAAAGCUAGGUUCACUCUUCUAUACCACACUAUAUCCCGAAUGCAAAAUGAAGGAAUGAAUACUUUAAGAUACAAACGUAUUUCAACUGAACGAAAUCAACUUUACAUGAACAUCACAGUUGACAUAGGAAUACCGUCUCAAAAGAUGAAUCAUUUUAUGGAAUCAAAUUUUGAUGGAAUUCCUUGCAAUAAAAUAACAACACCAUGGGACUGA